Messenger RNA from Syngnathus acus (greater pipefish), 3232 nucleotides. RefSeq names its product serine/threonine-protein phosphatase 2A 56 kDa regulatory subunit gamma isoform-like. Gene Ontology annotation, molecular function: protein phosphatase activator activity. The transcript is spliced from 15 exons. Lineage: Eukaryota; Metazoa; Chordata; Actinopteri; Syngnathiformes; Syngnathidae. The record is from RefSeq and is a predicted model, not a curated record. Bases 94 to 1833 code for a protein of 579 amino acids. Gene Ontology annotation, cellular component: cytosol; nucleus; protein phosphatase type 2A complex. Gene Ontology annotation, biological process: protein dephosphorylation; signal transduction.
CCUCACACUGAGCGACUGGCAGCGGGCAGAGAGUUGCUGUGGUUACACCAGUGGAGGAUCCGAGAGGGGUGCAAGGGCGGCGACGUUUGUACAAUGCCGAAUAAAACGAAAAAGGACAAGGAUUCAUCAAAAUCUGGGAAAGUGGGCAAAAGUGGAGGAGGGCAGGAGAAUUCACAACAUGAGCAGAGCUCCAACAGGAAGACCAGCAACAGCGUCCCGCCGACCACCCAGCUCCUCAAGGGCAAGCAGCCGGGCUCCCAGACGCCCGUCAAGAAGGACAAACGGCAGAGCUCCUCUCGCUUUAGCUUGAGCAACAACCGGGAGUUGCAGAAGCUGCCCGCUUUCAAAGAUGUUCCCCCGGCCGAGCAGGAGAAGCUUUUCAUCCAGAAGCUGCGGCAGUGCUGCGUCCUCUUCGAUUUUAUCUCGGAUCCGCUGAGUGACCUAAAAUGGAAAGAGGUGAAGCGGGCGGCGCUGAGCGAGAUGGUGGAGUACAUCACGCACAACCGCAACGUCAUCACCGAGCCCAUCUACCCCGAAGUGGUCCACAUGUUUGCCGUGAAUAUGUUCAGGACCUUGCCGCCGUCGUCCAACCCGACGGGCGCCGAGUUCGACCCAGAGGAAGACGAGCCCACGCUGGAGGCCGCGUGGCCGCAUCUUCAGCUUGUCUACGAAUUCUUCCUGCGCUUCUUAGAGUCGACCGACUUUCAACCCAACGUAGCCAAAAAAUACAUUGACCAGAAGUAUGUAAUGCAGCUCCUCGAAUUGUUUGACAGUGAAGACCCCAGGGAAAGAGAUUUUUUAAAGACCACCCUGCAUCGCAUCUACGGGAAGUUCCUGGGCCUGCGAGCGUACAUUAGGAAACACAUUAAUAACAUAUUUUAUAGUUUUAUUUAUGAGACUGAGCAUCAUAAUGGAAUUGCUGAACUACUGGAAAUAUUAGGCAGUAUAAUCAAUGGAUUUGCGUUACCCUUGAAAGAAGAACACAAGAUAUUCCUCCUGAAAGUUCUGCUGCCGUUGCACAAAGUGAAAUCAUUGAGCGUUUACCACCCGCAGCUGGCCUACUGUGUGGUACAGUUCCUCGAAAAGGACAGCACGCUCACGGAACCGACCGUUGUGGCUCUGUUGAAGUACUGGCCCAAGACCCACAGCCCCAAAGAGGUGAUGUUCCUCAACGAGCUGGAGGAGAUCCUGGACGUCAUCGAGCCGUCCGAGUUCGUCAAAGUCAUGGAGCCGCUCUUCAGGCAGCUGGCCAAAUGUGUGUCCAGCCCGCACUUCCAGGUGGCCGAACGGGCGCUCUACUACUGGAACAACGAGUACAUCAUGAGCCUGAUCAGCGACAACGCCGCCAAGAUCCUGCCCAUCAUGUUUCCCGCGCUCUACCGCAACUCCAAAACGCACUGGAACAAGACCAUCCAUGGCUUGAUCUAUAAUGCGCUCAAGCUUUUCAUGGAGAUGAACCAAAAGCUGUUUGACGACUGUACGCAGCAGUUCAGGGCAGAGAAAAGCAAAGAGAAAGCCAAAUGGAAGGAGCGAGAAGAAGCCUGGCUCAAGAUUGAGAAUCUCGCCAAGUCCAAUCCGCAGUUUCUGACGUACACUGAGCCGGUGAACUCCAGCGGACCAACGGACAUGGAGACGGACGGGCCGCUGCUAGAUGACGUCAGCCUGCUGAAGAAAACAGUAGCCGAGGAAGCCACACAGCUGCAGAAAGACCAGCGACGAGAGCGGCCGCUAAUGCGGAGGAAAUCCGAGCUGCCCAAGGACAUCUCCACCGUCACAGCUCUGGAGCUUCACCGGAGAGCAGAAGAGAUGUUGACCACGCACGACGGCCACUAACGGGCCACGAAUCUCUCGGCCCGGCCAGGCACAACGCAUCCGUUCAACCCCCCCCCCCCUCCCCUUUUGCCCCUUUUCAACCUCAAGCUGCAGCGGACAAAGCGGCGCUGGGUCGUCACCCAUCACCACCUCCUUUUGUGUUCUCCCUUCCGCUUGACUAUUAUAUCUGGGGUGCUGUGCUGCCCCCUUGUGGUCAUUGCUCUCAGGCGUUCCGUCUCUUUCUAGAUGUCAGGUGCUUUCACAACAACAACAAAAACAAACAAUAAUGUCAGGAUGUGCCCAGUGUAAAAUUUUCAAGUGGAGGCAAGUUCUUAGUAUAGUUUUCCAAAUAUUGAAGGUGAUGGUCACGCCGACUUAUCUCCUGAGUUAAGUUCUGUCAAAAUAAAUCCUCUUAUUUUUGUAGGGGAGACAGGUUGUUAAGCAUCAAUUUCCUGAGAGGUGCCGCCGCAAUGGGGCGGCAGAAUCUACCUGACAGUCUUCGCUUCAUCUCAGAUGUGACCCCUCACCCCCCCACCCCACCCCUUCCUUUGCUCAUUGACCCCCAGGUAGGGAUGACACUGCUUCACACAGGAGGUAUGUUUGUUUUCAUUUUUUUAAGAAGAGCUCAAACGCGCCUUUCUUUUUUCGCAGUGCCUUUUUUAUGAAGGGGGACAUUUGAUCAAGUAGGAAUUUAAAAAAGUCCUCCAAAGCACACGCCUUGCUUAAAAGCCCGCCCCCCCAACCUCCUGCCGAAUAAACGGGGGGGGUCUCGUUAGAGGUGCAGGAGCCACUCGAACGAACGAAGCACUUCCUGAUUACACUUGAACGUUUAAAAACUCGUAAAGAGAUCUCGUCGCGUCUCACCCAUUUGAACAAUCUUGGUUUUGUUCCCACCCACCCCGCCCCUGCCCACCCAACCAUCCACCAACACCUUUAAUCAUUAAGCUGAAUGUGCGAAUUAUAAAUAUGUCGCCUGUCAUCAGUAUUGUCUGGUUGCUGUCCUCUCUGGAAAAAAGGCUUUAAUAAUGGCUCCUUUUUGGAGGCUCUCCCGGUUCCACAUAAGCUUUUUUUUUUUUGUUCUCACAGAAUGACUAUUACAAGUGUCUUUUACGUCUCAUACUAAAUGGCUUGUACAUAUGAUGUACUAUUUUAUGUUACAAAUAAAUGUUUAGAGUCCAUAUUUUGUACAAAAUAUCCCCCCACACUCUCCCAUGUGUACAGAAGAAAUAGUCAAAUCGUGGCAAAACAGUUUUUUAGCAGUUUAUUUUUGUCUCCAACAUGUUGAAAUCCUUGGAAAAUAAGAUUUCUUUUUGUGUGUGCGUGUGCUUUAUCCCCCCCCCCCCCGCCCGUGAUGUACAUCUAUCUAUACACAGCAAAUAAAGAGAACAUGUGAGUUUUAUAUUUUCAUCCUAAAAAAAAA